AUCGUCCAUCAUGGCUAAGAAGUCAAAAUCGCUCAAUCCAGCCGAUGCCUUUCGUAAAGCCCAGAGGGCGAAAGAAAUCAAGAGAAAUAAACUUGAACGGAAGAAAGCGCGAGAAGAAGCUCACACUAAACGAGAUACGAAAAGUAUUGAAGCUGAAAUUCGACAGUUGGAGAAUCUUGAGAAGUUGACCACAUCUGAGCAAACUCGCCUUAAGGACUUGAAGGCAGAAUUAAUUCAAUUUCGAAAGGCAAAGGACUCGACUCAUGGAACAGGCGCCAAUGGUCUGAAUGCAAGCAGUCAUGUUAUUAUUGACCCAGCCACUGGAUUACCUUCGACACUCGCCGGGACGGCUCCCGAAGGAUCACAUUCGAUCAAGACCGGUAGUGCUGGCCCAAGCCGGCAGGAUUCUAGAACGAUGGAUUGGUUCGGUCCUGAUGGAAAACUACUCGAGCCUGAGAAAAGUUUCUACUAUGAUCCAGUUUUCAAUCCAUUUGGUGUUCCUCCACCAGGGAUGCCGAUGCGUAUGAAACCUUCAGUGGAAACAAAUACACUUCCUUCAAUACCCGAUCCUUCGUCCACACCCUCAAAUAAACUACCGGGAAAAAAUCACAAAGCAACAGAAGGCGAGGAAGACGAGGAAGAGAAAAGCGACGAGGACACCUCAAAUGAUGAGAGUACGGAUGAUGAGGAUGACGACGACGAUGAGAUUCCGUUACCAGAAGGUCCCCCUCCUGAUCCGGUGAUUUCAGAAGACGACGAAGACGAUGAUGAUGAUGACAUACCUCUCCCCGAAGGCCCACCACCUGCUGUAGUCCCGGUUGUGCCUCGCGCGGAGCCUUUCAUCAGUCGUCCUGCUUUCAAUCGUCCCCCACCUCAGCAACCCCAUUUACACCCCAGCAUGCUACCUCCCCCUCCUUUCUACCCUCCUCCAAUAAGCCUCGUCCCUGGUUCAGCCCCGCCUCCAAUGAGCUUCGGAGUAUUGCCGUUCCCAAUGGGCCCUAACGGCCUACCUCUUCCGCCUCCAUCUUUCGGUAAUUUUCACCCACUACCGGUCGCUCCUGCAUCUGCUCAGCUCCCCCCAAAGCUAACCACUCAAGUCAAUCCAAUGACUCGGGCUACUUCGGUUCAGUCAGCAGGGCCUGACAAAGCAACAGUGCAGGCCAGUGCGACUCUCACAGCUCUACCUCAACUCAGAGACCUGAAACGGGAAGCUACUAGUUUUGUUCCAUCGGCAAUCCGAAAGAAAAAGAAAGAGUUGGAUCGCCGAGCUGAUCUAGCAGGUUUGGGAGAUAGCAAUCGUAUCCAAGCUGCACCUGAUACUGGGGAUGAUACAAGCCUUGCAAGUCAUGGAAAGGAGGGUAGCCUACCUAGUUCAGCAAGCAAACCUCUUGUGACAAGUCUAUUGGGGGCUCUUAAGCGAGAUGGACUUGUUGUGGAUGGGCAAGCAAAGAAUGGAACAAAUUCUGGUGGAGCAACUGAUAAGGACGAUUACGAUAAGUUUGUUCAAAGCCUUGGUGAUGUAUUAUAGCUGAAUAGUAUUUCAAGUGUGUUUUUGCAAUGUUUAUGAUUCAAGUCCAG
Messenger RNA from Melampsora larici-populina 98AG31, 1578 nucleotides. RefSeq lists its product as uncharacterized. Gene Ontology annotation, biological process: RNA processing. NCBI's taxonomy places the organism in Eukaryota, Fungi, Basidiomycota, Pucciniomycetes, Pucciniales, Melampsoraceae. The transcript is spliced from 3 exons. Bases 11 to 1528 code for a protein of 505 amino acids. The record is from RefSeq and is a predicted model, not a curated record.